UGGAAGAGAACUGCUCUAGAAAUGGAAAUGAAGCAGGCUGUAGUGGGGAUGCUGGUGUCUAGGUUGCCAUAGAACAAGCAGGGUCGCACAUCACUAUGACUGCUCUUAAACCUGUCCUAGACCCUUUAUCUAAAUUCUUCCAUGGUGAAGGUUAAAAGGUCGACCUCUCCAUGGCUUCCCUCACGUACCUCGAGUGGAGGAGGAAGCUGCAGAUGGCUAGGGAAGAGCAACCCUGGCCAUUAAACUUAUGUUUGGACCAUUGAUGUUGUCAUUCUAUCCAACAUCAUUUAAGCUGCACUGGGGGCAGGGGAAAUCUCCGCAAAAAGGGUGAUGAUGAACAUUAUCUCACCAAGUGGCUAGAGACGUUCAGUGCUGCGCAUGUUCUUACCACAGCUAAGGACCAAUUUUGACGAUGUUAGGCAGAGAUUUUUUCAGUCACCAGAUUUUUUUCGGAAAAGUUACCUGAGCACUUCAAGAAGGAAGGACACAUGCCCUUGCUUGAUUAUCAUGCGAAAAAGAUACUUAGAUGUCAACUUAUAAAGGAUAUGGAGUCUACUCUUGUCUUGCAAACAUCUAAAGAGGCAGCCACCUCAGAAGUUACAGAAGUAGUGAAGCAACGUGCAGAGAAUUUUUGUGUUGCAACCUUCACUUAUUAUACAACAGACAGGGGCUGGAAAUAGGAAUUAUGGUUGCAAUGUUGAGGCAGUCGUUUGUCAUUUUAGUGCACAAAUCCGAUUUCUAUGGGAAGUGAUAUAGUCUUGCAUUUCUCUUGAAUAUAAAAGUAUGGAGGAAUUAUGUAUGCCGACUACCACCACAGCAAGAAAGCAUGUCGACAAACGUUUUCGCGUGGCAGCACGGCCACUUGUCCUUGCCGCAAGCCUCCUGUUUAAUUUACUGAAUCUAAUGUUUGCAGCAGUCUUGAAUGCCAUUGGAGGAGUCACAAGGAGAAGGGGCCUUAGCUUGCUUGCGCCAAGGCAGGGCAAGUUUGGAUACGGAAGUUUCAAGCCUCGAGUGUUCAUUAAUGACUUCAACAUGACACUCAAACGAGAAAAGAGGGGUCAUCCGAGAGCAGCGCAGAAGUUAGGAGAGAGGCAGAAGCUGACCCAAAGAGAGUUUGACUGAGAGAUUGCCUUCCAUAUUCACACCUGGAGGAGGACAAGGAGCUGCUGCGGAGGUGUGCUGAGAGACGACAAAAAAAAUAUGCCCUACCGGGGCAGAAAUUUUGUCCGCGGAUCAUUGUCGGACCAGUUCAGGUCGGACAGAAAAUCGCGGACAAAGGUUCAGUUACACAAACUUGACUCAGUUAAGCUCGAUAGGCUCAUUUUUAGAGGUUUUCUUUUAGGGAUGCUUAUAGAUAAUAUCACCCCAAGGAAUGAGGGUUUUUGGAAAAUCCACCUUCAUUUGCCUUGAUCUCUCGUGGAGCUCUAUCGCCGAAAGCGAUAGGGAGAGUGAGAGAAAGAGUCUACAUGUCAAUCUUCUUCGAUUCUUUGGAGAUAUAAAGUCAAUAAGGCCUGACAUUAAAGGACGGAACCAAAAAAAUUUCACUAAGGCUAAAAUAUCAUUUUUUUUUUAAUUUUUAUAUAAAACAAGUGAAAUUGUUUAAAAAUUUAUAUGUAAUUUCUUUCCCUGACGAAACCAGAAAUUUUUCACAAAUUUUUACUAAAGCUAAAAUAUCAAUUUUUAAAAUUUUUAUAUAAAACAAGUUAAAUUGUUUAAAAAUUUAUAUGUAAUUUUUUAAAAAAAAAUUAAGGUGGAGCCCCAAACCCUACCGUGGCUUUGCCCCUGACAAUGAAGGGGCUUUUUUUGCUGGAAAAACCCCAGUCCAUGGUGACUUUGAGGGCUGGAGACAGGAAGCUCCAAUGAGGUGGAGGUCGACGAGUGGUAUAACUCCCUUAGCCGAUCUGUGUAUAUGGAAGCUUUGGCAACAGCUAGCCCUCCUGCUCGAGCAAGUCCUUGCGCUGGCGGUUCUCCACAUGUUGAGGGUCCAACGAUUGAACAACAAACCCGGAGUUGGGGUCCUGCAGAGGGCGAACCGCAAUAUGUGUGAAGGCUAGAUCGCCGGAAAGGACGUCGGUCUCGGGUUCCGGUUGUGGGUCGGGUGCUCUUCUUCUUCUUCUGCAGGGAGGGAGAGAGAGAGGAUGCCGCCGCCGGAGAAGGCGACGGAGGAUCGAAGCGAGGAGGGUGGGGACCGUGGGAGGUUAUGGAAGGUCCUUCUUUUUGGUACUAUCGGAGCCACCGUUGCCACCACCUUCGCGGUUGCACAAUUGCGGCAGACAAUGACUUGGUUCUCUAAUCAGCUGAGCAGGUCGCCUUUAUAUGAAUCAUGGCGGAGUGCUAUUAGUGGCUUCAGUCCUAGAAGUUUCAGAGAAGAAGCUUGGAAAAAAACUAGCCGCCGCAUGCAAGAAGAGUAUGAAGAUGAAAUGGAAAGAGUGGAAAGAAUAAGACGAAUGCAAAGUGUUUUCAAUCGAGAAAGAAAUAAAUAUAAGAGAAGCUAUGAGAGCUGGAAAGAUAGUGGCCCAGGGGCUUAUCAACAAUUUCAGCGGGAUGAUUGGUAUUGGAAGACUGACACGACCUACAAACACCAAAGAACCAAUUCAGGAGCUGCUCGCAGGGAAAGUGGAAUUCAUGCAUUGUCACACCAUUACUCUAUUUUGGGCCUUGAUAGGUUUAGGGCAAAGCCUUACACAGAGGAGGAGAUUAAGACUGCAUUCAGAGAAAAAGCCAAGGAGUACCAUCCUGAUCAAAACCAGAAUAACAAAGAGGCUGCCGAGGAAAAGUUCAAGGAAGUACUGACGUCUUAUGAAGCCAUCAAGUUGGAAAGAAAGAAUAAGAGAAACUAAUUCUAAGAGGACCACCAGUUGAACCCACUGUAUUUACCCCAUGUUGUAAGAGGGGCAUGGCUCUGUUCAAAGGUUAUGCCUCGUUUUUUUUGUAUUUAUCAAUUCUUGAAGUGGCCCUGAUCUUCAAGGGGGCGAAAGGAUGACCCACAAUACUGUUGUUGAUGUACAUAAAGAAGAGAGUACAUAGAGCCCAUAUUUUCCUAAGCUUUGAUUUCAUGAUGGUAGAGCAGAGAUUUCAAAAGAUGCAACCUGCUGCUGUCAUGCUUCAGCUGCAUUUGCUACCACGGAAUGUGGUGCUUUGGCUGAGCUAGUAUAUGUUGGCCAUUGAAAGUAGCAUAAGUGAGAUGAUGAGCUAUGGUUAUUUUUCUUUUCAUUUAUAAUAAAUUUAUGUGAAUUUACAAUUGUUCCCC
Messenger RNA from Nymphaea colorata (pocket water lily), 3250 nucleotides. RefSeq lists its product as uncharacterized. NCBI's taxonomy places the organism in Eukaryota, Viridiplantae, Streptophyta, Magnoliopsida, Nymphaeales, Nymphaeaceae. The transcript is spliced from 8 exons. The record is from RefSeq and is a predicted model, not a curated record. Bases 2139 to 2840 code for a protein of 233 amino acids.